AUGAGAAUAGAAUGUGCUGAACCAAUUAAUGCCUCCAACUUUACUGGGAAACAGAAGGGAAACACGAUUGUUGGGUAUUUUAUCUUUUGUGCACACAGCACUGUCUGGAAGGUGUUAUUUGGAAAGGUGGCUGAUUCACUUGAGAAGGGCACUGAACAUGAAGACGAAUACAUGAUCAGUGAGAAGGACCUCCUUGUGAACAAGUUUAUUUCAGUUCCAAAAGACAUGGGGACAUUUAAUUGUGGGGCAUUUGUUGCUGGAAUAGUGAGGGGUGUUUUGGAUGGGGCAGGAUUUCCAGCAGUAGUAACAGCUCAUUUUGUACCUAUGGAGGGACUGCAAAGACCUCGGACAACCAUCUUGAUAAAGUUUGCUGAAGAGGUUUUGCAAAGAGAAGCGAGGUUAGGCUGAUUUUAUGCCUCGUUGUCCAAGUCUGCGACACUAUGGAGUGAACAAUGAACCUCAGCUGCGUCCUUAAUCUAACAUGGAUCAUCCGAUUAGUGAUGGAUUGUGUAUUAUUUUCUUUCAUGUUGCAAAAGAUUACUGCAAAGUGAUGUAAAAGUAAAAUGUCAUCAUUACCGUUACUUUGUGUUAAUAUGACCUCGUAUGGGAUUGGAUUAUUACUGAGGAGAAUACGAAUUUGUUUUCGUGGAUUA
Hibiscus syriacus is the source of this 653-nucleotide messenger RNA. RefSeq names its product trafficking protein particle complex subunit 5-like. Bases 1 to 408 code for a protein of 135 amino acids. Gene Ontology annotation, biological process: endoplasmic reticulum to Golgi vesicle-mediated transport. NCBI's taxonomy places the organism in Eukaryota, Viridiplantae, Streptophyta, Magnoliopsida, Malvales, Malvaceae. The transcript has 6 exons. The record is from RefSeq and is a predicted model, not a curated record. Gene Ontology annotation, cellular component: TRAPPI protein complex; TRAPPIII protein complex; TRAPPII protein complex.